Molecule: messenger RNA, 548 nt
Organism: Leguminivora glycinivorella
Lineage: Eukaryota; Metazoa; Arthropoda; Insecta; Lepidoptera; Tortricidae
Exons: 2
Coding region: 166-489 (107 amino acids)
Source: RefSeq, a predicted model, not a curated record
UGCAACAGAGCCGAGCUAUGAAAAGGACGUCUUGGUUCGGCGCGUCGUGAUAUAAUAAGGCCUUAAGGGUUAAGUAAUCGGAUCUCCUACUUUAUAUGUAAAGUCCGUAUAAAACCCACCUGGUUGGAACAGUCGGUUUUCGCUUCGCACGCGAUCCGGUUCGACAUGAAGCAAUUGUUUAUAACAAUAUAUUUCUGCGUGCUAUUCUACCGAUUGGUCACCGCUCCGGACCCGAUCGGUCCCAUCCGGGCCUUCAUCCAGACGAACCUGGUCGGUCUGCCGGUCAUCCACAACCGGCAGACGUGGGACUUCGACCCCGACGUAGCGCUGAGAAGACGGCGCCAGUUCGUGGCACUGCAUGGGGACAAAGGUGAAAGACUGAUAGAACGACUGGGACUGGGUGUAGACGGGUAUGAAGAUGAACGGCUGCUCAAACAGAGGCUAAGAGAUGAGGGGCAUUUGGGGGGAUUGAACUACUUUUUACCUUGAUUUUUAUUUACUAAUAUUAGAAAUUGUAUGUUAAGUUUCUUAGAUUAAAUGAAAAUGUU